AUUUCUCUUUCUUCUUUAAACCUGCCUCCACUCUCUUCUCUUCUCCUCCACCACCUUUCACUUCGGAUUUUAUUUUUUCUAUUUCUUCAAAUUUCCUGUGAAUUUUCUCUCACUUUCUCGCUGCCAAACAAGCCAAUACGAGAGAAAAAAACAUGGUUAGGGAUGAUUUGCUCAUUACGGUACCGAGUUUCUUCAGGUGUCCGAUUUCACUUGACGUGAUGAAAUCACCUGUCAGUCUCUGUACGGGCGUGACCUAUGACCGAGCCAGCAUCCAACGCUGGUUAGACAGCGGCAACAACACGUGUCCGGCGACGAUGCAGGUCCUUCACAGCAAGGAGUUUGUUCCUAACCGUACGUUACAACGUCUCAUCCAGAUCUGGUCAGACUCCGUGCCGCAGGACCGAGUCGAUUCAACCGAGUCAGCGAACGUAGUCAUUUCUCAAGAUCAAGUUAAGGACAUCAUAAAAGUAACGGAUAUUAAAAAUGAAGAUUUACUGGAAAAAUUCUCCAAGAUAAUCACCUUCGCGCGAGAAUCUGACGAGAACAAGAAAUUCCUCGCGAAAUUGGACGGCUUCGUCGUCAUGCUGGUUGAGAUUUUGAGUAAUGUUAAAGAUAAGAACAUUUUGGAGCAAGUAGUUAGGAUUUUGGCGUUGAUUUUGAACAAAAUUGAAGGUCAAGAAAAUAUGAUGAACUUAUUCUUGAAGAAAUAUCAAGAUAGCUUGACUUCGCUCCUCCUCGUUUUGAAACAAGAACAAAACGUUGAUUCAAAAAUUGAAUCGCUCAAAAUCCUGGAAUUCAUCGCCGUAGACGCAGAGUCGAGGUUUUUAAUCGCCGAGAAAGACGGAUUAUUAUCGGAGCUCAAACGCAUGUUAACUUCAAACACCGCCGAUCAACCUCUAAUCGGCGCGUGUUUAUCGUUUUUAGUUGCAAUAUCAGUAUCCAAACGCGUGAAGUCAAAGUUAACAACAAACUACAAACUCAUCCCAGAGCUGAAGAAACUCAUUACCGACCGCAACGUUACCGUUUCGACAGCGGAAAAGGUAUUGAAAUUACUAGAAGCUUUAUGUUACAACAAGCAAGGUAGGGCAGAGAUUUGCAACGAUUCAAAUCUAGUGCAAGCGAUUGUUCAGAAAAUGUUGAAAGUAUCGGGUGUAGCAACGGAGCAUGCGGUGACGAUAGUGUGGGGCGUGUGCUACUUGUUUAGAGAUCCGCGGGCGCAGGAGGCGGUGACGGCGGGUAACGGAUUGACGAAGAUUCUGAUGGUGAUGCAGAGCAAUUGCUCGCCGGAAGUGCGGCAAAUGAGCUCCGACUUGUUGAAAAUAUUUCAGGUGAAAUAUAAGGCGACUUGUUUGUCUAGUUACGAUACUAAAACGACUCAUAUUAUGCCGUUCUGAGUGCACAGAAGAAUGUGUUUGGAUGGGGAGAAAAGUGGGUGUUUGGAGAUCGUACUUUAAAAGGGGAAAAUUAUAAAUAUUUGUAAAUGAAAGGAAAAUUUUGUUAGUGAAUACGAUCACAGAAUUGAGAAUUAAUUCAAUUUUAUUAAUCUUUCUCUUUCUGUA
Mangifera indica (mango) is the source of this 1559-nucleotide messenger RNA. RefSeq names its product U-box domain-containing protein 27-like. The record is from RefSeq and is a predicted model, not a curated record. Gene Ontology annotation, molecular function: ubiquitin protein ligase activity. The transcript has a single exon. NCBI's taxonomy places the organism in Eukaryota, Viridiplantae, Streptophyta, Magnoliopsida, Sapindales, Anacardiaceae. Gene Ontology annotation, biological process: protein ubiquitination. Bases 153 to 1394 code for a protein of 413 amino acids.